Molecule: messenger RNA, 396 nt
Organism: Aureococcus anophagefferens
Lineage: Eukaryota; Pelagophyceae; Pelagomonadales; Pelagomonadaceae
Exons: 1
Biological process (GO): protein repair; response to oxidative stress
Cellular component (GO): cytoplasm
Molecular function (GO): peptide-methionine (R)-S-oxide reductase activity
Source: RefSeq, a predicted model, not a curated record
AAAUCCGACGACGAUUGGCGCGCGCAGCUCGGCCCCGAGGGCUACGAGAUCUUGCGUCGCGGCGGCACGGAGGCGCCGAACUCGAGCCCGCUCGCGCGCGAGACGGCGCUCGGCGCCUACGCCUGCGCGGCCUGCGGCACCGCGCUCUUCUCGUCCGCGGCCAAGUUCGAGAGCCGGACGGGCUGGCCCUGCUUCGGCGAGCCCGCGCCGGGCGCCGUCGAGGCCGACGGCGGCGGCUUCCUCGCGGGUGUGACGGGCGUCGCGUUCCGCUGCGCGACGUGCGGCGGCCGCGUCGGCGAGCGCUUCGGCGACGGCGCCGCGUACCCGGGCACGCGCGCCGCGCGGACGGGCCUCCGGUGGUGCGCCAACGGCGCGGCGCUCGUCUUCGUGCCGGCG